Messenger RNA from Rhipicephalus sanguineus (brown dog tick), 2590 nucleotides. RefSeq lists its product as uncharacterized. Lineage: Eukaryota; Metazoa; Arthropoda; Arachnida; Ixodida; Ixodidae. The transcript is spliced from 3 exons. Bases 76 to 2505 code for a protein of 809 amino acids. The record is from RefSeq and is a predicted model, not a curated record. Gene Ontology annotation, molecular function: protein binding.
UGAGGCAUGAUUCGGCGCUGCGUGGCACACUGAGCAACAUGUAGGGCAGGCUGAAAAGAGGAAGCACCUCCUUCUAUGGCAACGCUGCCCGAGAACGUGAUCAUCAUGGAAGUUUACAACGACGCCGACUUGAGCGACCCGGUGCCAGCUUACAAUGGCGAGCAGAGCCCGCCUCCGGUCUUGCUCAAACCAUCGGCGGCGGGAACGAAAGACUUCGUCACCGUCGUAUCAGUCGAGGACUCCGCCAGUGGCAGUGUCGCUUCGAGGGGGCAGAACGACCACGACAAUUACGUGACGCUACUAGAAGUCGAUGAAACACCCAGCGCCACCGAGGAAGUGCUCGUGUACCGGCUUCCCGGUGAGAGGCUGGGCAUGGCGCUCAAGUUCGUCGGGGGAACCGCCGCCGGCGACAAGGUGUCCAGGGUCUUCAUCCAGUCCAUCACACCCGAAAGCCCGGCUUCCAGGGCGCAGUGGAAGAUAUCGCCCAUCAAGGAAGGCGACGAGAUUCUCGAGAUCGGCGACACUCCCGUCACGUCGAUGACUCGCCUCGACUGCGUCACGCUCCUUCGAGACUCCCCGGUGUGUAUCAAGCUACUACUUCGACACCAAUGUGACACGUCGGCGGGCCGAGCUCGGAAGAAUCCUCCGCCUCCAAUUCCACCGCGGAAGUCUUCCAUCGGAGGGUGCAACGGAAGCGACCUCGCCGCAUCAGCGCCCGCGACAAGCGUUCGACAGCACGUCGAACUGUUCGAGAAGCAUGCCUCGGGUAUUGAACGAAGUCCGUCCCUGCGGAGGCCCUCCAUUCCGCCGCCGCUGCCACCACGCCGGCCCAAGUGCAGCUACUCGGACUCGGAAGAGCCGUCGCCGACGCCCGCGUUUCCGGGCAUGUCGCUGAGCAUGAGACUUCCGGGAUGGGAAGAGCUUAUGCGGAAACGCGGCAGUGGGGACAAGGGCGACCGUCCCGUUCAACCGGACUUCUACGUGGACCUGCUGGCCGAGGAGGACAAAAAGCUACUCGAGUGCGAAUCGGACGACACCGGUAGCUCGGUGUCGACCGUCAUCGAGAAGUUCUCCCGUGCGAGCACCGCCAACUCGAGUUUUUCGGAGCACACUCGGCAGCAGUCGCUCGACAGACCGUCCCACACGUUCGAUCUCGAGAAAGUACUGAGCCCCUUCGAGCAGCUGGAACGAGAACUUGACGGCCAUGAGGAAACGUGCGUCGACGACGACGAGCAAGAUCUUGAUUUCGUUGACGAUCCGGGAAUCCUCAACGACGGCAAGGACGCACUCUGCGACGUCUUGGGUCUACCGUCGGCCAUCGCACCCCCUGAGUCCUUUCAAGAUAUGUCGUCACCGCAACAGCGCCUUAGCGAUGACAUCUGCGGCGACACGGAGUACCGCUUGACAUCGGACGAAGACCCAGAAUCGAGACCCGACACGCUCUCUCCUCUCCAAGAACAAGAGGAAGGCUCGGACCAAGAGGUUGGCAUAGAAGUUGACAGGCGGCUGGGGGACGCGAAAGAAAACCACGUCGCCGCUGCUAUGGCUCUGGACAAGCUAUUACAGCUCGACUUCUGCUCAUCUGAACCGACUACACGCCAUGAGGAGCGCGAACGCUCCCCCGUUGAACACGAGAGCUGCCCGGAAGAAGAUUGCUUCCCGGAGGAAGAGGAGGAGCUGCCUGCCGAUGUGAACGAGCAUAGUGGAUACCACGACGAGAGUGACGGCAUUGCCUUCGAACGGCGCAGACCUUUGCAGCCGGCGCAGGAUCUGCUUUCAUACUCCAAAGUCGUCAAAACGACGGAGCACUGCUCCAGCUCCACCGUCGUUAUCCGCAACGGUCUGCUCGACUCGCGUGGCAGCCAGAGCUUCUUCGAGACGCUGGAAAAUGUGGACACUUGCUUCGCGUCGCCUGCCAAUAAGGAGACGCUGAGCGAGCGCACAAUUACCAUCUCCAGUCAGCGGAGAGACGAAUUGGUCGGACGUCCGGCGAGCAGCACGGACAUUGAACUAGGACCGGAAAACAAAGAACCCCUGCGCACAUACCAGAGCUCCGCUUGCGUCACUCUGACCCCUGGUGGCAGUGGAUCUGGCGGCCACGGUGAACCGGAGGGCACCGUGAACGUCGCCUCGCGCUUCGACGGCGGGGCUGACGAACCUAGCGGCAGCGACUACUCGAUUGCGGAUGACAUGCCUGGAUUCCUGUGGCGGAUACCGAGACGAGACCGACGACGCCGUAGCGCGCGCUACGGAAGACGUCGUCAUGGAAGGCCGUCUCCUGGACAGCCCCGACUCGGACGUGUGUCCUCCGGGCCUCGGCGUGGCCGCGGGCAUGUACGGCAUGCAGCCGCCACCGCCCGAAGAGGAGCGGGCCGCAGUCGAAGGCUGCUGCAGCGGAGCGCAACACUCCUCGGAACCCGCCGACUCCGCAGCGCUUCUCGAAGGAGCGGGCAGCGACAUGGACACCAUUCCGGAGGAAGAGACCGGCAGCGAGCUGCUGACUGAGAGCAGCCAGCUGGACAGUGACAGGUCCGAACCAGAGGACUCGUCCGAGUCACCCUUGCCCAGAGACACGCCCGAAGAAGGGUCC